Molecule: messenger RNA, 2758 nt
Organism: Drosophila melanogaster (fruit fly)
Lineage: Eukaryota; Metazoa; Arthropoda; Insecta; Diptera; Drosophilidae
Gene: nompB
Product: no mechanoreceptor potential B
Exons: 8
Coding region: 69-2642 (857 amino acids)
Source: RefSeq, marked reviewed
ACCAACCCCCAAAACCGUUCAUAUUGAUUGAGAACCUUAUUAUACGCGUGUAGUGCGGUGAGACAAAAAUGACUUCUCAAAUAACUGCUAACGGAACGCAAAGAUUACCGGAGCCUGUUUCCGAACAUGAAGCGGUUCCGCCUCCCCCACCCACGGCGGCGGGCAGACCCAGACCCCCCACUUCACAGCUUUUUUCACGCGGCAAUCUGGCCAGCAGUCGGGCAACAGGAGGCGAUAAAUCAGGUCUUGCAAGACCAUCAACAGCAGUCCGGGCUGUGGGCUACGCUGCUAAUUGCGAGUCUGCUCAUCAAAGGUUCGAACAAUUUUUCCUGGAGAAGGCGAAGCAACAAACGCUCUCGUCAAGAGCCGCUGUGGAUGCCAUAAAGGAUGUAAACCCACAAAUGAAGUAUAAAAAUCUAGAGGAAAAAAUUGUGAAGCUCUUGGAGUCAUCUAUAGUUUUGGCCUGGCAAGGCUCACCCAAUAAAUUAUUGAACCUGGAUACAAAAUUGGCCGAGGCAUUGAGUAAAGCCAAAGAAGCAUUCUCAUUGGAUAGAACAUUACACCAAUUUCGAGACCAGCACGGUGAAAAUGUUUAUCACAACUUCGAUUUGACAUAUGCGCAAUACGAACGGAGUGAGAUGCACAUCGAAGCCCUCAAUACCUACAGCAUUAUGGCCAAAAACAAGAUGUUUCCACACGUCAAUCAGCUAAAACUAAAUAUGGGUAACAUCUACUACAGCAUGGGUAUUUACCAAAAGGCGGUUAAAAUGUACCGCAUGGCCCUUGAUUCUGUACCAAAGAGCUUAAGUCAGUUAAGGCUAAAGAUCCGUGAAAACAUUGGAAUCCUUUUUAUUCGCAUGGGCUCUUAUUCAGAUGCUGCUUCUAGCUUUGAGUUCAUCAUGACGGAGCGGGCAAACAUUAGAAGUAGCAUUCACCUCUUACUCUGCUACUUCGCCUUGGGCGAUGUGGAGAAAGUAAAGUUGGCCUUUCGGAGACUUUGUGAUGUCCAAACCGAAGCAAUAGAAUCGGAUAUGGAGAGUGAGACGAAUAUCAUUAAACUUCAACAGCAGGCUGAGCCGAUUCAACAAAUUGGCGAAACCGACGGGUACCAGUCUUUAAACAACGAACCAGUCACGGGCUCGGUUAUUAAGGCAGAAGGUGGCGGUAAACUGAACGAGACCGUAAAGUUUGCAGCCACAGUGAAACAUCGUUAUGUUGUCCAAGCACUUAAGAAAGACGAGCUGGCCGUAUAUAGAAAUGAACGUCGUAAUGCCGUUAAACGAUCUAUUACAAUGAUUGUAGACUUAAUAUCACCUUUUAUCGAAGAUAACUAUAAUGAUGGGUAUAAUUGGUGCAUUGAAAUCAUUAAAACUUCAAAUCUUGCAUGGUUGGCCAACGAACUUGAACUUAACAAAGCCUUAGUAUAUCUCCGACAAAAUGACGUUCAUCAAGCAAUUGAGACGUUGCAAAUGUACGACCGCAAGAGUGAGGGAUCCAUGACCGCCAGCGCUCUGACCAACCUGAGUUUUAUUUAUAUUAAAAUGGCCUCCCAUUGCGUUAACCAGUUACAUGAAAUAGGAUCGCUAAAAAACAAUGCGCCAGGAUUGAUCAACGCCGGCAUAGUGGAAUUGGGCUCGCACAACCUAAUAUUAGCAAGCGAACGGUUUGAGGGAGCUCUGCAACUUCAGCCGAUGAACUUUGAAGCCAGGUACAAUCUGGGCCUAGUGGCCUUGGCGCAGAAUGAUUAUGAACUAGCCGAGGAGCGUUUCGAGUUGCUAAAGGAACAACUUAUGUUGCCCAGCUCAGUUCAGCACAGUCAUGUAUUUUACCAGCUUGCCAAGCUGCAGGAGCGCAGAUUGGAAAGCGGACUUAUAUCUAAUUUUACGCCAGGGGCGGCUCUUCAAGCCUACCUUCAGGUAGUUGGCAUUUCUGCCUCUGACAUCGAUUCAAGGCUGUUUGAAAAGGUCGGCUCGCUUUACGAGCAGAUUCAAGACCAUCAAGAAGCAAAUCAGUACUAUAACGAGGCGUACCGCAUAAACAUGAGCGACAUCGGAAUCGCAAGCUCAAUCGGUUCAUAUUACAUCAAGCUUCAGGCCACGGAACGGGCACUUUUUUACUAUGAAAGAGCGGUAUUAGCCGAUCCUAAUGAUCCCAACCUAAUGUUACGUAUUGCCAGCUGCUUUCGCAACUCAUAUCUGCCUACCAAACAGUACCUCGGCCUUUUUCAAAAGAUACACGCACGAUUUCCAGACAACCUAACUUGCAUACGAGCUCUUAUGCAAGUUACCAAGUCGCUGGAAUUAGGGGACCUGUAUGAGAGGUACGCAUCGGAAUACACCCGUCUGCAAAGCCAACAGCAGGAACGUCAGAGCGAGCAGCGAUACCAGCAGCAGCGAUUCCCUUCAGCGGCAAAGUUUAGCAACCGCUUGCGAUCUAUCAGACAGUCAAAUGAAGAACACUUGAAAGAAGUUGGUGAAAAUUUUAAUAGCGUAGUCCAUACUCAGAGCCCCUACACGUCCAUUCUGCAGUUUGAUCCUUUGGGACCUCCCGCAGAACGUCCCAAAACUGGCCGACCACUACAAAGCAGAGACGAUGUAGAUGACGACGCGGAAAUGAAUCCCGAAAGCUUAUUGCCUAUUUGAAGAAAUCCUCUUAUAUUUGUAGACAAGUCUGCAAUUGGUGCAAUACUACACGAAAACAAUAAAUAUUUCACUUUUCCAAUAUGCAUAUACAUAAGCUAAUCGUUUACAUUUUGGAU